Molecule: messenger RNA, 629 nt
Organism: Cucumis sativus (cucumber)
Lineage: Eukaryota; Viridiplantae; Streptophyta; Magnoliopsida; Cucurbitales; Cucurbitaceae
Product: indole-3-acetic acid-induced protein ARG7
Exons: 1
Coding region: 120-494 (124 amino acids)
Biological process (GO): response to auxin
Source: RefSeq, a predicted model, not a curated record
ACCAUUUAAUAGUCUUCUCCAUCCACUCUUAUAUAUACCUAUCAGCUUCUCUUUAAUACCAUACCUCUCUCUCUAUCUCUCUUUCUCUCAAAUUCACUAGCUACAGCUACAUACUGAAUAUGAAGAAGGGGAGGUUUAUAAGAGCAUGUGCAAACAAAUGGAGGAAGAUAGGGAGUAAAGUUGUACCUUGCACAGCCUGUGAGCACUGCUGCCAAUGGGUUUUGUGGUCUCCCUUGCAUGAGGAUUGCUUCAUCCCGCGAGACGUCCCCAAGGGUCACUUGGUUGUCUAUGUGGGUGAGAAUAAGAGAAGGUUUGUAAUCAAAAUUAGCCUUCUCAAUCACCCUCUGUUCAAGGCAUUGCUGGAUCAAGCACAAGAUGAGUUUGAUUUCACUGCAAACUCCAAACUCUGCAUUCCUUGUGAUGAGAACCUUUUCCUUAGUGUUGUCGAUCGCGCUAGCGCACCUGAUAACCGGCAAAUCCCUUUGCGUCUUUGAAGAUAGGUUGUUGUCGAAUUUCAUUUAUUCUGAAGAUCUAAAUCCUCUUUGAGAAUGCUGAUAUGUAUUUAGCCACGAUUUGUUGUAUACUAAUGUAACUUGAUUAAAAAAGUAGUGUUAUCACUUGGGUCCUAA